AUGAAUAAAAGACAUUAUUCGUCAUCAUCAUCACCAUUAUCAUCAUUCAUUGAAUUAGUUUUUUUGGUUUGACAACACAGAAUAAUAGAAUUGGAUCUGGUUUUUUUCACAUAAACACAAAUAUUCCUAUUUUGAAUCAUCAUUCCUAUUAUUGAAACAGCCACACACACACACACAGUCAUAUACAUAUUUCAUCUGAAUAAUAGAAACAAAAACGUCACACAGAAUCCAAAAAUGCCUCCAUAUCAAUUGCUGAAUCCACAUUUUUCCAAUGAAUUGUUAUUCAAACGGUUGUUAUCACGCCAAAUACGAUCAUCUGUCGAUCAUCAUAAUGAUAAUGUAGCUAAAGCUGCAAAUAAUGGUGGCGAACUUGAAUUCGUUCCAGGCAUCGAAUUCCAUAAGCCUACCGUUGAAUUGGCUCGACAAUUAGGUGACAUUAACGGUACGACUGGUGGUGGUGGUGGUGCCGAAUCAUAUUCUCGUGGCCAGGAUGAAACAGUCAAUGAUUUUACUACAACCGUACGUAGUGUAAUCAAUUCAACCAUCAAAAAUAUGGCUAAAGGCACAAAAGUUGAAUCAAUGAAAGAAUCGACCAGCUUUUUUGAUGAAGUGGAAAAACCAGUGGAAAAUAUGGUGAAAACUGUGGCCAAAAAAACAAGCCUUCCAUUCUGGGUUGUAUUUUUAAUCUUUCUAGUAAUAAUGGGCAUUUUAGCCAUGGUUUUCUUUUGCUGUCUACAAAGAUGGUGGCGAAAAUUUCGUGGAAAAGAAGCAAAAGGUGGAUUUAUGGGCGGUAAAGUUGAUUUGAAAUCUGUUCAAUUACUUGGUCAAACAUAUAAAGAAAAAGUUCAACCUGAAAUGGAAGAAUUGACUAAAGAUAUGGAACAAAAUGAAGCUGGUAAAGAUGAUGCUAAAGAAGAGGUCAAAUUAGGUCGAUUACAAUUCAAAAUUGAUUAUGAUUUCAAUCAAUCUAAUUUGGCAGUUACCGUUUUACAGGCUGAAGAAUUACCUGGUCUUGACAUGUCUGGAACCAGUGAUCCAUAUGUUAAGGUCUAUCUACUUCCAGAUAAGAAAAAGAAAUUUGAAACAAAAGUACAUCGUAAAACAUUGAAUCCAGUAUUCAAUGAAACAUUUAAUUUUAAAGUUCCAUAUGCUGAAAUAACAACAAAAACAUUGGUUUUUGCAGUAUACGAUUUUGACAGAUUCUCGAAACAUGAUCAAAUUGGUGAAGUUAAAAUUCCAUUGAAUCAAAUUGAUUUGGCACAGACUAUUGAAGAAUGGCGUGAUUUAACCAGUGUUGAAGAUGCACAAGGACAGGAAAACAAGUUGGGAGAUAUUUGUUUUUCAUUACGUUAUGUACCGACUGCUGGUAAGCUCACUGUCGUUGUCCUUGAAGCCAAAAAUCUUAAAAAAAUGGAUGUCGGUGGCCUCAGUGAUCCAUACGUAAAAAUUGCCUUGAUGCAAAAUGGAAAACGAUUGAAAAAGAAGAAAACAUCAAUCAAGAAAUGUACAUUGAAUCCAUAUUAUAAUGAAUCAUUUACAUUUGAAAUUCCAUUUGAGCAAAUACAAAAAGUGCAGUUGGUUGUUACUGUUGUUGAUUAUGAUCGUAUCGGUACAUCUGAACCAAUUGGAAAGGUUGUACUUGGCUGCAAUGCAUCUGGUACGGAAUUAAGACAUUGGAUGGAUAUGCUUGCAUCACCACGAAGACCAAUAGCUCAAUGGCAUUCAUUGAAAGAUCCUGAUGAUGGUGGUGGUAAAGAUAAUUGAGAAGAAUUUGAUACAAUGAUUAUUUGCAAAAUGAAAAUCAUGGAUUAUUUUCAUUCAUCAUCAUCAUCAUCAUCAUUGUCAACAUUUCGAUCAUUAUCUGUUUGAUUUGAAAAACAAACUAUAACUGUGACCACCGUUAUUGAAUCGCGUUCGCUUAUCAUCAUUAUCAUUAUUUGGAAAAAAAAGAAAAAAAAAUUGUGCUGAAAAAAUUCUUGAUUUGCAUUAUAAUC
Messenger RNA from Dermatophagoides farinae (American house dust mite), 1994 nucleotides. Lineage: Eukaryota; Metazoa; Arthropoda; Arachnida; Sarcoptiformes; Pyroglyphidae. The record is from RefSeq and is a predicted model, not a curated record.